Molecule: messenger RNA, 834 nt
Organism: Aspergillus aculeatinus CBS 121060
Lineage: Eukaryota; Fungi; Ascomycota; Eurotiomycetes; Eurotiales; Aspergillaceae
Exons: 3
Coding region: 1-834 (277 amino acids)
Source: RefSeq, a predicted model, not a curated record
AUGGCCACCCCAUCCCAAAAGCCCCAAAGCUACACCACCCAAACAAUCGAACUAACCCUACCCCCCCAGGACAAACCCACAGCCCGCACUCAGCGCCCCUGGUCCUACUGGGCCGAUCCGCACAUCCGAACCUACCUCGAAGCCAGCCAGUCCAACACCGAACCGAGCGCCCGCGAGACCGCCAAACUAUGGGCGCAGAUCCUCAGCCGCGCGCUCGUCUUUCCCAGCAGCAGCAGCAGCAGCAGCGACAGCGACAGCCAGGCCCAGAACUACCGACUCCUCACCCGCCGAUUCAUCGAGUCGGCCACACAGAGCCCCCUGCCCUACGAGAUCAUCGAUCUCGUGAGCCCCGUCCCGCAAAACGGGAAGGACAGCAUCGUCAUCCAGAUCAUCUGCCACGAUGCAACCACCGCACAGGCCAGUCCGGAGCUCCAGCUCCGCGAGAUCCGACAGCGCAAGCUGGCGCUCCUGCAGCAGCAGCUGGUGGCGGUGGACUCCGCGCUGCUGCCGGAGUUUGUGCUCGGGGUUGCGGUGGGGGGCCACGUGUGGUUCCAGAAUCUGCAGGGCGAGGAUGGGUGUCGGCGGGGGCUGUGUAAGGUGCUGUGUCUUGUGCAGGAUCGGGGGCGGGUGGAGGAGUGGCUGCGGUCGCUGCGGCGGACGUUGGGGGUGGUGGAUGAAUCCGAGGGGAGUUUCUUUGAUGCGGAUUCGGAGAGUGAGGAUGAGAAUGGGUGUUGUGAGAAUUACUGUCGACUUCCUAUCCUGGAUCAGGAACAACGUCUUCAUUCGACACCAGUCGGAUGGAGUGGACCCUGCCCGGAUGUCCCGGAGCCCUAG